This is a messenger RNA of Rhodamnia argentea, 1109 nucleotides long. RefSeq lists its product as uncharacterized. The coding region runs from base 96 to 749 and encodes 217 amino acids. The record is from RefSeq and is a predicted model, not a curated record. Lineage: Eukaryota; Viridiplantae; Streptophyta; Magnoliopsida; Myrtales; Myrtaceae. The transcript has 2 exons.
UCCCAUUACCACUCUGUUUUGCUUGAUCGUGAAGCAAACCACAAACUCAAAAUUUAUUCCAAGAAGAAGAAGAAGAGGAGGAGGAAGAAGAAGAGAUGAAGCUUAUCUGGUCUCCGGAGAUGGCUUCGAAGGCUUACAUCGAUACCGUCGCAUCUUGCAAAAAGCUGCACAAAGAAUCGGGUGUUGCCGAGCUAGUUUCGGCCAUGGCUGCGGGCUGGAACACGCGUCUUAUAGUAGAGACGUGGUCGAGCGGCGGAGCCACUGCCACAAGCAUCGGCCUUGCAGUGGCAAGCCACCACACUGGGGGAAGGCAUGUAUGCAUAGUCCCCGAUCAUAAAUCCAAGUCUGAGUACAUGGAAGCCCUGGGGGAAACCGACGAGAACGUGGAAGUGGUGGUUGGAGAACCGGAGGAGGGGGUGGAGGAGUUGACGGGAAUCGAUUUCAUGGUAGUAGACUGCCGGAGCAAGGAUUUCGACAAGAUCCUGAGGUCGGCUAAGUUGGGUGCUCGAGGGGCAGUUUUGGUGUGCAAGAACGCAAGCUCAAGGAUGAGUUUGAGCUUCCGCUGGCGAAGCGUCCUCGAUGCGGGGUCGCGCCGCCUUGUGCGCUCGGCGUUUCUUCCCGUGGGCAGAGGCCUGGAUAUUGCCUAUGUUGCAAGCAUCAGUGGGAGCUCGAGCACUAGCAAGGGCAAGAGCCGGUGGAUCAAGCAUGUCGAUCAGAAAUCAGGGGAGGAGAUUGUCAUAAGGAAAUGAAUUUGAUAUGGGCAGUGAUUUGGGUUUCUUAUCCUUGCCUUUUUUGUGUUUGUACAGUCUUAACUAGCUACAGAUUUAGCUGGACAUAUUGUUCAUGAGAUUACUGAAACCAGCGCAGAAAAUUUCUCCACAUAUCAACAAAUGAACAGAGAUGCUUUCACCCACCGUCUAGCUAGAGCAUCAUCGCACUAAUCAAAAAGAAAGAUCCAGACUGAAUUUUUCAUCGAUCACCGGAACAGAAGAAAAGUAUCAACAUAAGUCUCAAGCAAUCUCUGCUGACUUUGUUUAUGAAGUAGCCCCUGCGAAAUUUCACAAACAACGGUGAAGGACUAUAUAUAUGUCUAAUAGAAAUUAGAAUUC